This is a messenger RNA of Cetraspora pellucida, 501 nucleotides long. Lineage: Eukaryota; Fungi; Glomeromycota; Glomeromycetes; Diversisporales; Gigasporaceae. The record is from the annotation of a GenBank genome assembly.
GCAUUGGAUGCUUUGAGAUCUGGUCCUUCUACCGCAAAAAAACAAAAAACUACAAAUGAACCUAUUACCCAACCUUUAAAGCACAUAAACAAUAAUGUUGAAAAUGCUAAUAUUGAUGGCAUUGAUAAUGAUAUUCAAGAUUCUCUUUAUAUAAUUACUAAAAGCCCACCUCACUUUCCAUUUAGUGAAAUGUCAACAAAUAUUUUAGGAAAUUUACAUACCAACAUAGAACAUGUACAAAGUGAAAAAAGCGAAACAAUAAAUUCAAUAUUAGAAAUAUCCAAACGAUUAUUAACUCAAAACACAUCAAUCAUGGAAAGACAAGAAGCCUUAGAGGUCAUGGUUACUCAACUAAUUAAUGAUAUUAAGACAUUACAAUCUUCAUAUCAAAAGUUAAAAAUUAAGAAAAAUGAUUACAAUUGGCUUUAUCCUAAUGAUAAGGUUUAUGAAGAAGCCAUUCGAAAGGAACUUGAAAUCCUCUGCCCAGACAAAAUAGAAUGA